GUUUAUCAAAUUACUCAAACUAAACAUUCAUCUCCAUUACAAGCAGUUGGAUGUAAUUAUAGUAAAGAUAUAAACGAGGACAACCAGUUAUUCGUUCAAUCUUCAAAAUAAAAAUAUGUAUAAGAAUAAUAAAGGUAAAUUUGCAGAUCUGUUUUGUGAUCCAUGUAAAUGUGAUGGACAAAAUCUGUCCGUGGAAGGAUAUUGUGUCGACUGUGAGGAAUAUUUGUGCAAGGACUGUUAUAAAGUCCAUUGCCGUCCCUCUAUAACACGGCAUCAUGUGCUUAAAGGGAAAGAAAACAUGCCGAAAAAGAAAGAGUGCAAGCCCAACAUCUGUCCAAUCCAUGCUGAGCAGCUGGUAGAGUAUUAUUGCGAAGCACAUGAAGAUGUUUGCUGCUCUUCUUGCAAAGGAUCGAGUCAUGAAAAAUGUGAAAGUGUUAAGCGUAUCAAUGACAUUUUGCCCGAAAUAGAUAUAAAGAAGGAAUUUGAAAAGCUGCAAGAUAACACAGAACUGUUGAGGAAUGACAUAAACAUAACCCAAUAUUCCGUCCAGUCAAGCCUUAAGGCUAUUACGUUGAAUCAUGACAUAGCUAGGCAUGAGAUGUCAUCUGUUCGACAGGAUGUAAGGGAACACAUUGACGAGAUUGAAAGCGAACUUGACGAGGAAUUGAAAGAAAUUAGAGACGAAGAUAAAAGAAAAAUCAUGUCUCAUCAAAAUACAUGUGAAGCUAUGUAUUUUGAUGCAAACACUAUCGAAUCCUAUGUUCAAUCUAAAAUAUCUAGAAAUAGAACAAUGGAUGCAUUCAUAUCUAUGAAAAUGGCACAAAGCAAAAUAAGAGCAGACCACGUCGAUCUAGAAAAAAUCAGAAUGGACAAUAAAAUAAAAAGAUACUCGUUUACACCAGAUAAUGAAGUCACAAAGCUUACUUCAAAACCGUAUACUUUUGGAAACUUUUCUUUCAACGAAAAAAAAUCAAAAACCAUUCAUUUUAUCAGACAUCUCAAUGCAAUGUCUACCCAUGAUUCGAAGGAAUGUGAGGUAACCGGAUUAUGCGUUAUAUCAGAAUCACUUGUUGCAAUUGAUAAGGGUAACAAGACUGUGAAAAUUAUAGACAUAAACUAUGACAAAAUAACAGCAAAACUAUUACUAAGUUCAGUGCCUUAUGACAUAACAGUGAUACCAGAUGACAAAUUAGCUGUUACUCUUCCGAAAGAAAAAAAGAUUCAGUUCCUUUCACUUGCAUUACCAAAGGCUGAUGCAGUUACGCCUGACAAAACCCUCACUGUCACUGGAGCAUGCCACGGUAUAGAUUUUAUUCGAAAUGAGAGAAAGCUUAUCGUUACAUAUCUUAAUCCAGGGAUAGUUGAAAUAUUUGACCUCGAUGGAAUUGUUGACCGGAAAGUCGACUUAAAUGUAAGCAAUCUGAACAAGGUUUCAGUAAUUCCAAAUACAACACUGGCAUACAUUUCUAAAGAGGCAAAACAACUUUCAAUACUAGAAUUCAAAGACAAGCUUAAAGUUGUAUGUGGAGUAUCAUAUGGGUAUCGAUAUCUUAAUGUGCAAGGCAUCGCAACCGACAAGACCGGUACUGCAUACCUAUGUGAUGAACAGUCAGUUUAUGUUACAUCCAACGUUGAUUUAAGCAAGAAUACAUUUCGUUCGAACGAUGUGAAAUUAGAAGAACUGGAAAGAUAUGACACACCGAGAUACGCUCGAUGCAUUGCUUUUUGCGAUAGAACGUUUAGACUUUACAUUGGAACAACAGGAGGGAAAAUAAAGGUGUACACUGUUGCCUAACAAUAGACAUGCUAAAUCCUGAAAAAAAUGCUCUGUGGUGCCCACUUGGCUGAUUGCAGGUUAAGUGCAAACAAAAAGAAUUGACAAAAAAUAUCGUGAUACUCUACCUUCCGCAAACAAAUAAAAAAUGUUUGUAAAAAACUAUUUAAAAAAACAAACACAAAGAAGUAUAUAAAAAUAAACAACAAAACCAAACAAAAAAACUACGAAUGUACAAGUUAUGUUUUAUUAAAUGUUCUGUGUAUAUCUAUUCAAUGAAAUAUUAUGAGACUGACAAAAUUCGCUGAUUUUGGAUGAAUUGCUCGUCGAUGCACGUUGAAUCCCUCCAUUGACUUAACAUCUUUUAAUGUGAAAUAACAAUCAGAAUUGUUUAUUUAUAGAACGGUGUAAGUUGUUUCACUCAGGUACAAGGGCUAUCUGACGUCCUAUUCUAACAGUAAAGCUAAACUGUUGCCAUUGACUGUGUCUUUGUGAUUUAAGAGACUCCAGUUCCUUCUCUUCCUCUAAAGGAAGAUCCUUUAAGGGAUUUGUAAAUAGAAUUAGUUAUAUUUUCCUUAUAUGUCAAGACGUUUAUAAAAAAGAUAUAAUUUCACCUUUAAAUAUAUAUGGAAAUAUUUAAGUAUUGACAGUGAUCUGAAAAAGUCUUAAACUCCAUAAAUACAUUUUACCGAUCAUAUUUGUAGUUUAGUAUGCAUUCGAAAAAAUUGUAAACGCAUUAUUAUUGAUAACCCUUAUUGACGAGGGACUAAGUCUAUUGCAACAUAAUCAGUAAAUUUAUUUACUUUAAUUUCAUGUUGCAAUAAUUGCAUAAUAAAAAAUCAAAGAAAUGCGAGUCGUUCAUUUCUCUUUUCCAGAAUUACUUCUAAGUUCAGUAAACGAUCUUGCGCAUUUCGUUAACCCUAAAACUAUUUCUGUAUGUGUACACACACUUCCCUUUU
Messenger RNA from Ruditapes philippinarum (Manila clam), 2733 nucleotides. RefSeq lists its product as uncharacterized. Gene Ontology annotation, molecular function: protein binding; zinc ion binding. The coding region runs from base 116 to 1795 and encodes 559 amino acids. The record is from RefSeq and is a predicted model, not a curated record. The transcript has a single exon. NCBI's taxonomy places the organism in Eukaryota, Metazoa, Mollusca, Bivalvia, Venerida, Veneridae.